AUGGCACCGAGGACCUGGCUUCUGUGCUUGCUGCUGCUAGGCUUAGUCCUCCCAGGAGCUUCCAGCAGAGCCCACCAGCACUCCAUGGAGACCCGCACCCCUGACAUCAAUCCUGCCUGGUACACGGGCCGUGGGAUCAGGCCUGUGGGCCGCUUCGGGAGGAGGAGGGCAGCCCUGAGGGAUGUCACCGGACCUGGCCUGCGGUGCCGGCUAAGCUGCCUCCCAUUGGAUGGAAGUACCAAGUUCUCUCGAAGCUCAUGA
This is a messenger RNA of Mus caroli (Ryukyu mouse), 261 nucleotides long. It is a transcript of the gene Prlh, whose product is annotated as prolactin releasing hormone. Gene Ontology annotation, molecular function: prolactin-releasing peptide receptor binding; neuropeptide hormone activity. Gene Ontology annotation, biological process: response to peptide hormone; feeding behavior; G protein-coupled receptor signaling pathway. Lineage: Eukaryota; Metazoa; Chordata; Mammalia; Rodentia; Muridae. The record is from RefSeq and is a predicted model, not a curated record.